CUCAAUCUGUUAGCUAUGACUGGUGAAGAUUUAGAAGUGGAAAAUCUUCCUAUUCCUGCAACAAAUGUGAUUGUUGUGACAUUGCAAAUGGAUGUAAACAAGCUGAAUAUCACAUUGCUUCGAAUAUUUCGCCAAGGAGUGGCAGCAGCACUGGGACUGUUACCUCAGCAAGUUCAUAUCAACAGACUCAUUGGGAAGAAGAACUGUGUGGAACUGUUUGUGUCCCCACUGAAGAGAAAGCCAGGGAUUUCUGAGGCGCUCCCAUCUGAAGAAGUGCUGCGUUCCCUUAAUAUCAACAUUUUGCAUCAGAGUUUAUCCCAGUUUGGAAUAACAGAGGUCUCCCCUGAGAAAAAUGUUUUGCAAGGCCAGCAUGAAGCAGACAAAAUCUGGAGCAAAGAAGGAUUUUAUGCCGUUGUCAUAUUCCUCAGCAUCUUUGUGAUUCUAGUAACUUGUUUAAUGGUUCUGUACAGAUUAAAGGAGAAGAUCCAGUUGUCACUGAGGCAAGAGAAGGAAAAGAAGCAGGAGAUCCACCUCUCACCUCUUCCCCUGCAGACAUCUCAGUCCGAGUAUAAGACCACCAACAGCAUGGUCCAGCCUGAACAGGCUCCAAAGGUUGUCAAUGUUGUAGUGGACCCUCAAGGCCAAUGUGUUCCUGAGCUCAAACCUCCCCUGUGUGCCAGUCCAUCUCCUUUCAGAAUGAAACCUGUGGGGCUCCAGGAAAGACGAGGAUCCAAUGUCUCACUGACUUUGGAUAUGAGCAGUUUGGGAAGUGUUGAACCUUUCAUUGCUGUGCCAACCCCACGAGAAAAAGUAGCGAUGGAAUACCUACAGUCAGCCGGCCGCGUCCUGACACGGCAACAGCUUCGAGACGCAGUUGCAUGUUCUCAUUUACUUCAAACAGAAUUCAUGGAAAUACCAAUGAAUUUUGUGGAUCCCAAAGAAAUUGACAUCCCGAGUCAUGGAACUAAAAACCGCUAUAAAACAAUUUUGCCAAAUCCUCUAAGCAGAGUGUAUUUGAAACCAAAAAAUCCAUCUGACUCCUUGAGUACCUACAUAAAUGCUAACUACAUUAGGGGAUACGGAGGUAAAGAGAAAGCUUUCAUUGCAACCCAGGGACCCAUGAUUAAUACCGUGAAUGAUUUCUGGCAGAUGGUUUGGCAAGAAGACAGUCCUGUCAUUGUUAUGAUCACAAAGCUGAAAGAAAAAAAUGAGAAAUGCGUGCUCUAUUGGCCAGAAAAAAGAGGAAUCUAUGGGAAGGUUGAAGUCCUUGUUAACAGUGUGCAAGAAUGUGAGAACUAUACUGUACGUCAACUUACAAUAAAGCAAGGGAGUCAGUCACGGAGUGUGAAACACUACUGGUACACAUCCUGGCCGGACCACAAAACCCCUGACAGCGCUCAGCCUCUGCUGCAGCUCAUGCUGGAUGUAGAAGAGGACAGGGUGGAAUCACCUGGCAGAGGGCCUGUCAUUGUGCACUGCAGUGCUGGUAUAGGAAGAACUGGAUGUUUUAUUGCCACGACCAUUGGUUGUCAGCAGUUGAAGGAAGAGGGAGUUGUAGAUGCACUGAGCAUUGUCUGUCAGCUACGAGUGGAUCGGGGUGGAAUGGUUCAGACCAGUGAACAGUAUGAAUUUGUGCACCAUGCACUGAGUCUGUAUGAAAGCAGACUUUCUGCAGAAGCUGUCCAGUGAAGCCAAGGAGGGUAAAGCUGAAUGUCAGUCUCUUGAGGUAAUCUCUUCCAUUACCUACCAGCAGCUUCUUCAAGGAGUUUACUGCAGUGGGAAAAGCGGCUUUGAGGCCAAAUUGUGAAAGGCUUGUGGACGGUUUGGCAAAAGUAUAGAGAUUGCUGGACCCUUACUAUAUAUGAAUGUAUUGUGAGCUUCCCAAAAAUGAUUUAUAAAGAAGGUACUGUGCUGAAACUACACAUGGAUUUCACGUAUAUAUCUAAAGGUGGGUUUAAUUCUGUAAUACUGAUAUCUGCCAUAUGGAAUGUAUGUAUGUGCUACUGCUGCAGUCGGAUGGACAUUGGAACUUCCACAGAAGAAAUGUUUAUCAAGUGUAUAAAUGCUUUAACGUUUGCAAACUGUCUUGUGAAUGGACUGUCAACUGUACUGUAAAGUGCUAUUACUGAUUAUGUGGUGAGCUUGUUUCUUGGCCACAUAAUAUUCUUGCUGCUAAAAUUGCAAGUGUUCGAUUAUGGGUUAAGAAAAAGAAGAUGAGAUAAUAAAAAAAUUAAAAGUCUUGUUUUUGAAAAUA
This is a messenger RNA of Gavia stellata (red-throated loon), 2254 nucleotides long. RefSeq names its product protein tyrosine phosphatase receptor type R (gene PTPRR). Gene Ontology annotation, molecular function: protein tyrosine phosphatase activity. Gene Ontology annotation, biological process: protein dephosphorylation. The transcript has 13 exons. The record is from RefSeq and is a predicted model, not a curated record. Bases 16 to 1689 code for a protein of 557 amino acids. Lineage: Eukaryota; Metazoa; Chordata; Aves; Gaviiformes; Gaviidae.